Molecule: messenger RNA, 1808 nt
Organism: Sesamum indicum (sesame)
Lineage: Eukaryota; Viridiplantae; Streptophyta; Magnoliopsida; Lamiales; Pedaliaceae
Source: RefSeq, a predicted model, not a curated record
CCUUAAAAGUCAAUUAUUCGCGAAGAGCUUACUAAUAAUUUUGGAAUUGUACUAUACUUCUUUCCUCAUUCAGACUUUUCUUCUCGCUUCAAUCAAAAUCUAGGUCGGAUUUGCUGAUCUCUCCUCUCAAUUCCUCGCUUUUCCCUAUUUCAUUUAUGUAAUGGUUUGGUUUGAGAUCUUGAUAGGAGAUCAAAAGGCGUGAUGUUGGGUGUUUUAAGGCGUAAAGCCGCUUCUGGCGCCUCAUCUGCUUCGGUGUACGGGAAAUCACUGUAUAAGCUCAAGCCUGCAGUGCCUACACCACGACCAUGCUCUGCUGCGGCAGAAGAGAUGAUACAUUACACCAGGGGAUUUGGUGGUGCUCGUACUUUCUGCCACCUCCCUUUUGCUGGACGCAUGAUAACUUUGAUGCCAAAGAGGGAAGUUGUAGGCAUUCUUCAGCAAGAUGUCAACAUGCAAAUUUGGAGCAGGUCAUUCAGUUCUAGCACUGAAGGUGAUGUUGUUGAAGCUGUUGUUCCUUUUAUGGGCGAAUCCAUUAGUGAUGGCACAUUAGCCACAUUCUUGAAAAAACCUGGGGAUCGAGUAGAAGUUGAUGAGCCAAUUGCUCAGGUUGAAACAGACAAGGUCACUAUUGAUGUCAAUAGUCCUGAAGCAGGAGUGAUCCAGAAGUUUAUAGCUAAGGAAGGAGAUACUGUGGAACCUGGCACCAAGGUCGCUAUCAUAUCAAGAUCUGGUGAAGGUGCAACUCAUGUUGCACCUUCUGAUGAUUGAAGGAUUCUCAGAACACAUUUGCAUUAUUGACAACAUUUAAUGAAGUUGAUAUGACUAAUUUGAUGAAACUUCGAUCUGAUUACAAGGAUGCAUUUUUUGAAAAACACGGAGUGAAGCUGGGACUAAUGUCUGGAUUUGUGAAAGCAGCUAUCAGUGCUUUGCAGAGGCAGCCAAUAGUGAAUGCUGUUAUUGAUGGCGAUGACAUUAUUUACAGAGACUACGUCGAUAUUAGCAUAGCUGUUGGUACCCCCAAGGGCCUUGUUGUCCCAGUUCUGCGCAAUGCUGAACGUAUGAAUUUCGCUGAGGUUGAAAAGGAAAUUAACACUCUUGCCAAGAAGGCCAAUGACGGCACUAUUUCAAUUGAUGAGAUGGCUGGGGGAACGUUUACUAUAUCGAAUGGUGGUGUAUAUGGAAGUCUUCUAAGUACUCCCAUCAUCAAUCCUCCUCAGUCUGCAAUCUUGGGGAUGCACUCAAUAGUAAACCGUCCUAUGGUUGUUGGAGGUGAAAUACUUCCACGACCAAUGAUGUACAUUGCGCUGACAUAUGACCAUAGGCUGAUUGACGGGAGAGAGGCAGUGUUUUUUCUGAGAAGAAUCAAAGAUGUGGUGGAAGAUCCUCGUAGAUUGCUGUUGGAUGUAUGAAAAUGCUGCAGUUGGUGGUGCUUGCAUUUGCAUUGCUAAUAAUAUACCUGAGUUGGUGGUCAGAACAGUUUUGUACUACUUAAUUUUUGCUUCACCGUUGGACUCAAGUAGUCUUUCCUCGCGGCCUGCAAUGUCCAAAUUUGAGAUGAGAUCACAUCUAAACACAAAUACACAUGCUUCUCCUUUUCAUUUUACAGACCUGUUCAUGUAUUUUCACAUGGCAACAGUUCUUGGUGUCACUGAGAAGUGCCUGAAUUAUUGUCGAGAGAAACGUUUAAUUGUGUAGUUUCUAGUAUCAUGUUGCUUGUAUGAUUUUAUCAUAUGAUCCCAGGAAAGGGUUGUACAAAUAAAAUGUUCUGCAUGGUGAUUAAACCAUUCUUGGUCUUCCGUACUAAAUUA